AUGAGACCUCUUGUGCCAAUUGAUUAUUCAACUGAAGAAUUACAGCGCAUAUCUGGUGCCAACCCAAAAGAUGUGAAGGUUGAUAUAGAUAGGGAAAGGAGCAGACGUUCUAGUGGCAAACAGAAUUUGAGAGAUCGAGAUUGGAAUGAUGAUGAGAGUAGCCAUUCAAAAGAUGAAAGUAGGGAGAAGAUGCAUGAUAGGAAUAUUGAUCGGGAAAAAGGCAGAGAAGAUAAACCAAAAACUGGAAAUAAGAAAUUAUUGGAUGCCAAGCAGUUGAUUGAUAUGAUUCCAAAAACAAAAGAAGAACUGUUUGUCUAUGAAAUUAAUUGGGAUGUUUAUGACAAGCAUCACUUGCAUGAGAGGAUGAGACCUUGGAUCUCAAAGAAGAUAACUGAGUUCCCUGGAGAAGAGGAGGCCACUUUGGUGGACUACAUUGUUUCCUGUAUUAAAGAUCACGUACAAGCAUCCACAAUGCUAGAAAUGCUUCAGUCUAUAUUAGAUGAUGAGGCAGAAAUGUUUGUCCUCAAAACGUGGAGGAUGCUGAUUUUUGAAAUUAAGAAAGUUGAAACAGGCUUAUCAAUGAAAUCAAAGUCCUAGGCUCCAUUUUUU
Zingiber officinale is the source of this 609-nucleotide messenger RNA. RefSeq names its product RNA-binding protein 25-like. The coding region runs from base 1 to 597 and encodes 198 amino acids. The record is from RefSeq and is a predicted model, not a curated record. Gene Ontology annotation, biological process: mRNA processing. Lineage: Eukaryota; Viridiplantae; Streptophyta; Magnoliopsida; Zingiberales; Zingiberaceae. The transcript has 3 exons.